This is a messenger RNA of Cebus imitator (Panamanian white-faced capuchin), 2176 nucleotides long. RefSeq names its product paraneoplastic antigen Ma6F-like. Lineage: Eukaryota; Metazoa; Chordata; Mammalia; Primates; Cebidae. The transcript has a single exon. The annotation marks the transcript as partial. The record is from RefSeq and is a predicted model, not a curated record.
CCUGAUGACUGCGAGGAACAUGAGUUCCAGGAGGCUGUUCGGGCUGCCCUGUCGCCCCUGGGCAGGUACCGAGUGCUCACCAAGGUCUUCAGAAGGGGGCUCGGGGCCAGGGCAGCCUUGGUGGAGUUCGCUGAGGGUUUAAACCGAAGCUUGAUUCCCCGCCAAAUACCAGGCAAAGGGGGACCCUGGAAUGUGAUCUCCCUGUCCCAGGCUCCUGGUGCUGAGUUUCAGGAUAUGGCCAGUUUCCCUGCACGGCUGCAGGGUCAAGCAGUGGCCAGAGGUGCAGGUGAGGCAGGAGAUGAAGAUGAGGCAGGAGAUGAAGAUGAGGCAGGAGGUGAAGAUGAGGCAGGAGGUGCAGAUGAGGCAGGAAGUGAAGACGAAGCAGGAAGUGAAGACGAAGCAGGAGGUGAAGACGAAGCAGGAGGUGAAGACGAGGCAGGAGGCGCAGGUGAGGCAGGAGGCGCAGGUGAGGCAGGAGGCGCAGGUGAGGCAGGAGGCGCAGGUGAGGUCGAGACCUGGACCCAGUCAUGUAACAGGGCGCUGUGGCCUCUGCUGAAAACUGUGGGCCGCCAGGAACUGAGACGCUUUUCCGGGAUGGUGCAGCCAGACUGCAUGGAAGACUCCUUUGAGAGCUGGCUGGAGCAUGUCAACGACAUGCUGCAGCUGUGGUGCGACGCAUCGGAAAGGGAGAGGAGGAGGCGGGUGCUGAGCAGCUUGCGCGGGGCAGCCCUGGAGAUCGUGAAUGGCCUCCUGGAGGAAGAGCCCAGCUUCUCCACGCUGGACUGCCUGGCGGCGCUGGGGCACGCCUUUAGGAACCGGGACACAUGGGUGACCACACGGCUGAAGUUCCUGACCUGCACGCAGGGGCCCCAGGAGGGGCUGUUUGCCUUCGUGGUGCGCCUGGAAGGCCUGCUGCAGAAGGCCAUGGAGAAGGGGGCCUUCCACCCAGCCAUGGCCAACCAUUUUCGACUGCGGCAGGUGCUGUCUCGGGCCCGCCCCAGCGAGGCUCUCCAGGAUACCCUGAAGCGGUUGCAGCUGGAUAGGAGGCCGCCCGGCUUCCUGGGGCUGCUUCGGCUCAUCCGGGAGAUGGAAGUGUGGGCGGCCUCCCCAGCGAGGAGCCAGCAGGGUGCAGCCUGGCCAGAGGCCCCAGUGGAGAGUGAAGACCCAGCUGCCUCCCAGAUGGCCCCUGCCCGAGGAGAUGUCGCCCAGGCCUCCCCAGCCCAUGGGGAUGCCAGCAACGCUGAUCCCAGCGGAGAAGAUGAUGCCAAGGCCCCUUCUGCCACCAAAGAGGCCGCCAGGGGCACCCCUGCCACUGGGGAAGAUGAAAAUGCCCCUGCCGGCCUCAAAGUCCUAGGUCAGGCAGGGCCCAUCAAUGUCCCUGGUGGCCUCCCAGCCCAGAUGGGCAGUGCAGUCGACAUGGCCCCAGGAGGUCCCAGCUGGGAGCCAGAGGGCCUUGUCCAGGUAGGAGGACAGAAGGCUGAGGAACCUCCCCAGGAGGGGCUCAAGCCCAUUUUGGAGGAGUCUGAAAACGAAGAUGAGGAUGGGGCUGGGGAGGCGGGCCAGCCCAAGUCCUCCCUGGGCAAAUAGUCUCCGAGGGCCCCAGGGCCUCCUCUCCUCUCAGGCAGCAGCACCCUGGAGGCAGACGGAGGCCAGGCCAGGGCCAGUUCCUCACCCCACAUCAGGAGCAGUGCCUCCCACCUCCCGCAAGGGGCCCUGGCCACCACCCCCAGUCCUUCACCAUGACCCAGAUGACCACAUUUGAUUCCAAAUGGGGGGCUGGCCUGGAGGGAUCCCUGAGUGGCCAGCCGUGGCCUGGGUGGGGGCACCUGAAGAUGUCUGCCUCCACCCCUUGUCCUGGGUUAAGAGAGAUGCAGGAAACAGGCCCUCUCAAGGGUGCCAGCUGCCUGGGUCUCCCAAGAGUGGUACCCCCACUCACCAUGCCCUGGGCAGUCAGCCCCUAUUCUGGAAAUCCCACCCUUACUUGUAUAGGCCCUAUAGUGAUCCACACACCCAACAGACGCCCACCCACUGCUAGCUAUUGUUCCUGCACAAAGUUGUGUGCUGUGCGCCCACCUGGGCGGCCGCCUCUGGGCCCAGGACACGUGCUGUGACCUUCCUGCAAGCCCACACUGUGCUCCCUGCUGUCUGUCCCUUGUUGUGAGCACCAUCUCUGCUU